This is a messenger RNA of Penicillium samsonianum, 562 nucleotides long. RefSeq lists its product as uncharacterized. Lineage: Eukaryota; Fungi; Ascomycota; Eurotiomycetes; Eurotiales; Aspergillaceae. The transcript is spliced from 2 exons. The record is from RefSeq and is a predicted model, not a curated record. Bases 184 to 378 code for a protein of 64 amino acids.
CAUUCUCAUUCUUUAUUUAAACCACCCCUCCAUCUACUUCAUUAUCUUCAACAUGCACCCUUUCAGUGAUCCAACUGUCCAUACACACGCUUCUUCCAGCUCAGGAUCUACUCUCACCUCCAAACCGAACUAAACCAACACCUUGAUACAAAACAACUCCAAGAAAAGCUCUUCAUCUUCAAUAUGGGUGCCGUCGUCUCUUGCAUCCAAGGCGUCUUCCGCGCCAUUGGUAGCUGCCUCAUGGCUAUUGUCAACGCCAUCGGCUCCAUCUGCCACGCUAUCAUCAGCGGUGUGGUCACAGUGAUCGAUGUUCUCAUCUCCUGCCUGACCUGUGGCUACUGUGGAAAACGCCGGCGGGGUCGUCGAUCAGCAGUCUGAUAGGAAACAAACCACCAUGUUGCACACCUGAGUCCAUGGAGAUAAAAGGGCUGGCUAUGGGUUCUACGAUUGUUAUGCCGGCGCGAAUUUUCUUUUGUCAUGAUAUCUUCUUGAUGUAUAUACCCCGUGGCGCACUUUUAAUUGUGAAUCAUGAAUCAAAUUUUGGGAUAUGAAACACUUUACA